CACGCCACCACGAGGAGAGUCGGCAGCACGGCACAGCCGGCACUCAGCUGAGUUUGAAACCCGACCCCAGGGCAACAUAAUGCAGACCUCAAACCUUCACAGCCGCAACGACAGCAACGGAGGCUGUAGUUCGUGCAGCCUACUCCAACGCCCAAGAUGCCGACGUUUGGGAGACGAAAAACAUGGGCCUUUGUCUUCGCCGCCUUCAUUCUCUUCUUCCUCUAUGCCUUCCACCGUCUUAACGCGAGCGACUCCAGUUUCUUGACCAAUUCUGGGCUCAACACCGAUGCUGGCAUCGCCCCCAAAAUAAAAUCAAAAUGGGCCAAAAUGAAGCCCAAAUUCCCGGUCAAGGAUAUGCGGGCCCUCCCAACAAGACAACCGCUCGCUCUACCCAAGGUGCAGAAAGACUUUGGCCCAGAGUCCGACUCGGACCGUGACGUACGCCUCAAGCGCCAAGAUGCCGUCCUGGCCUCCUUCCAACGAUGCUGGAAGUCGUACCGCAAACUUGCCUGGAUGAGCGACGAACUGAAGCCUAUUAGCGGGGCCAGACACAACCCCUUUGGCGGAUGGGGGGCUACCUUGGUGGACAGCCUCGACACGCUGUGGAUCAUGGGCUUGAAGGAAGAAUUUGAACACGCAGUUGCUGCAACAUCAAAGAUCAGCUUUGACAAGGUCCCAAACCAGGACAUCAACGUCUUCGAGACCAACAUUCGCUACCUAGGUGGUUUCCUCGCUGCAUACGAUCUCAGUGGUGACAAGCGCCUGCUCACCAAGGCCAGAGAAGUCGGCGAGAUGCUUUACAUCGCUUUCGACACGCCCAACCGGAUGCCGCUGACCAGAUGGAAUGCGUGGGCGGCGGGUUGGGGCAAAUCCCAGGUCGCCCAGGAUCACACCCUCCUCGCUGAGAUCGGCUCCUUCUCGCUCGAGUUCAUACGCCUGUCGAUUCUGACAGGCGAUGCCAAGUGGUACGACGCCGUGCAGCGCAUCAUCGAGCUCCUCCGGGAACAGCAGCAGACCACCCGCCUCCCGGGCAUGUGGCCAGUUGUGGUCAACGCCCGGAAGGGAGACUUCGCUCAACACUACGAAUAUACCCUUGGCGCCAUGGCCGAUUCGCUGUAUGAAUACCUCCCAAAGACGUAUGCGCUCGCCGGUGGCCUGCUACCUAUCUACCGGGAAAUGUACGAGCAAUCGAUGGAUACCGCCAUCCAACACAACCUAUUCCGGCCGAUGCUGCCAGACGAAAAGGACGUUCUCGUGUCUGGUUUGGUCAGGUCCCGCACGGACAACGACGAGCCCACCCGGAAGCUGCAACCAGAAGGACAGCACCUCGUGUGCUUUGCCGGAGGCAUGUUCGCUCUCGGCGGGAAACUUGUCAACAACGAAACCCACGUGGACAAGGGCGAGAAAUUGACUGACGGCUGUAUCUGGACGUACCAGGCCAUGCCCCUGGGAAUCAUGCCCGAGUGGUUCCAGAUGCUGGCUUGCGAGUCAGCCGACCACUGCCCGUGGGAUGAGGAGAAGUGGCGGCGGGCAGUGCUCACCAAGGCUGGUUUGGAUGGCGACAUGGAUCCGAAGCAUGGUGAUGAAAUCAUUACUCAUAAACGGAUCCCGAAGGGCUUCGUUUCCAUCGACGACGCCCGGUAUAUCCUGCGACCCGAAGCCAUCGAGAGUGUCUUCAUACUGUACCGUAUCACCGGUCGCAAGGACCUUCUCGAGUCAGCAUGGAAAAUGUUCGAGGCCAUCGAGGAGAACACCAAGACCCCGUUGGCCAACUCGGCUCUCAACGAUAUCACCAUCACCGAGGGGAAACCCGGACAGAGCGACUCGAUGGAGAGCUUUUGGCUGGGCGAAACGCUCAAGUAUUUCUACUUGAUCUUUAGCGAGCCCGAUCUCAUCAGCUUGGAUGAAUAUGUCUUCAACACAGAAGCCCAUCCGCUAAAGAGGCUUCUUCCGUGAGCUAUCUUGUCACGGGGCCCUCGUUUGUGGAUUUUGGAUGCAAUAGUCGACAUCAUUAGGUUGUUUGUGUAUGAUAUUCUGCGCUGGUUGGAGAUGAAUAUACGGGGAUCGUUACCCUAAAGGCAAGCUCACACUCACCUACCCCUAAAUAACAAUAUCACCCCCCGCGUUUGUAGUGGACAUCUCCCAUUAAAUAUGAAAGCUCUUGAGUUUAACUACUACCA
Chaetomium fimeti is the source of this 2180-nucleotide messenger RNA. RefSeq names its product glycoside hydrolase. Lineage: Eukaryota; Fungi; Ascomycota; Sordariomycetes; Sordariales; Chaetomiaceae. Gene Ontology annotation, molecular function: mannosyl-oligosaccharide 1,2-alpha-mannosidase activity; calcium ion binding. The record is from RefSeq and is a predicted model, not a curated record. Gene Ontology annotation, biological process: mannose trimming involved in glycoprotein ERAD pathway; carbohydrate metabolic process. The transcript has a single exon. Gene Ontology annotation, cellular component: endoplasmic reticulum; membrane. Bases 157 to 1956 code for a protein of 599 amino acids.